This is a messenger RNA of Drosophila simulans, 3376 nucleotides long. RefSeq names its product serine/threonine-protein phosphatase 2B catalytic subunit 2 (gene Pp2B-14D). Gene Ontology annotation, cellular component: calcineurin complex; cytoplasm. Bases 661 to 2373 code for a protein of 570 amino acids. The transcript has a single exon. The record is from RefSeq and is a predicted model, not a curated record. Lineage: Eukaryota; Metazoa; Arthropoda; Insecta; Diptera; Drosophilidae. Gene Ontology annotation, molecular function: calmodulin binding; calmodulin-dependent protein phosphatase activity. Gene Ontology annotation, biological process: calcineurin-mediated signaling.
UCUCGACUAGAGUACACAUUCCAGCGGACGUGCAGUAAGUUUGAGCUUUUGAGCCACGGCCACACUGCAGAAAAUUCCAUUAAAAAAAGCGAGAAAAAAAACGUAGCGAAAGAGAGAAAUUACGACGUCUGCAGGGUCGAAGCGAAAAAAGCAGCAAAUACUGAGACAGAGUGACUAUGAUUGUUGUUAAGUGAAAGCAGCACUUUUGGAAAACGGCUAGGCCAGCGGCGCAGGCCACGGAAGAAAGCAGCGGAGUCAGCGUUCCAAAAUCAAAGCAAAGCCAGCGGAAAGGAAAGGAAAGCGAAUCAAAGCUGGAAGGCGAUAAAGCGGCUCACCAGGCACUCCAACAACAACAGCAACAAUAGCAACAACAGUAGGAGCAGCAGCAACAACCACACAGCAGCAGCAGCCAGGGAAAGUACCAGAGUGUGAGUGAGUGAGUGAGCGACUGUGCGUGUGUGUGUGUGCGUUUGUGUGUGGGCAGUGGAAACAGAACUGAGCCGUGAGAGAGCGAGAGCGGGAGAGCGAGCCAGUGGAAGUGGGAGCGGGAGAGGAGCAGUCCGAUUCCGAAUCCCGGAAUAGAAACCAGGAAAAAGGAAACGGGAAGCAGUAGCCGUAGCAGCAGAGCCAAAAACCGAAACAGAAACAGAAGUCCCAACCAUGUCUUCGAAUAACCAGAGCAGCAGCGUUGCCCAGGCGGCAACAAGUGCCCGCACCGUCAGUGCCGGAUCGGCGGAAGCCACAGAUGCCAAUAGUACCGCCUCGAACAACAACAACAAUAGCAGCAGUACCGCUGCAGCGGGCAACAACAGCGACAACAGCAGUCCCACCACUGGAACGGGCACAGGAGCGAGCACUGGAAAGCUGCACGGCGGCCACACGGCAGUAAACACCAAGGAACGGGUGGUGGACAGCGUUCCCUUCCCGCCCAGCCACAAGCUGACCUUGGCGGAGGUGUUCGACCAGCGCACCGGCAAGCCCAACCACGAGCUGCUCAAGCAGCACUUCAUCCUGGAGGGCAGAAUCGAUGAGGCGCCCGCCCUGAAAAUCAUCCAGGACGGUGCCGCCCUGCUGCGUCAGGAGAAGACGAUGAUCGAUAUCGAGGCGCCGGUGACGGUGUGCGGCGAUAUCCACGGCCAGUUCUACGACCUGAUGAAGCUGUUCGAAGUGGGCGGCUCGCCCGCGAGCACCAAGUAUCUGUUCCUGGGCGACUACGUCGAUCGGGGCUACUUCAGCAUCGAGUGCGUCCUGUAUUUGUGGUCGCUGAAGAUCACCUAUCCGCAGACGCUGUUCCUGCUGCGCGGCAACCACGAGUGCCGGCACUUAACCGAGUACUUCACCUUCAAGCAGGAGUGCAAGAUCAAGUACUCGGAGCGCGUGUACGACGCCUGCAUGGACGCAUUCGACUGCCUGCCGCUGGCGGCGCUCAUGAACCAGCAGUUCCUCUGCGUGCACGGCGGCCUGUCGCCGGAGAUACACGAGCUGGAGGACAUCCGGCGGCUCGACCGCUUCAAGGAGCCGCCCGCCUUCGGCCCCAUGUGCGACCUGCUGUGGUCCGAUCCGCUGGAGGACUUCGGCAACGAGAAGAACUCGGACUUCUACACGCACAACUCCGUGCGCGGCUGCUCGUACUUCUACAGCUACGCCGCCUGCUGCGACUUCCUGCAGAACAACAACCUGCUGUCGAUCAUCCGGGCGCACGAGGCGCAGGACGCCGGCUACCGCAUGUACCGCAAGAGCCAGACCACCGGCUUCCCCUCGCUGAUCACCAUCUUCUCGGCGCCCAACUAUCUCGACGUGUACAACAACAAGGCGGCGGUGCUGAAGUACGAGAACAACGUGAUGAACAUCCGGCAGUUCAACUGCUCGCCGCACCCGUACUGGCUGCCCAACUUCAUGGACGUGUUCACCUGGUCGCUGCCCUUCGUGGGCGAGAAGGUCACCGAGAUGCUGGUGAACGUGCUGAACAUCUGCUCCGACGACGAGCUCAUGACCGAGGAGAGCGAGGAGCCGCUCUCCGACGACGAGGCGGCGCUGCGCAAGGAGGUGAUCCGCAACAAGAUCCGUGCCAUCGGCAAGAUGGCGCGCGUCUUCUCCGUGCUGCGCGAGGAGUCCGAGUCGGUGCUGCAGCUGAAGGGCCUGACGCCCACGGGCGCCCUGCCCCUCGGCGCCCUCUCCGGCGGCAAGCAGUCGCUCAAGAACGCCAUGCAGGGCUUCUCGCCCAACCACAAGAUUACCUCGUUCGCGGAGGCCAAGGGCCUGGAUGCCGUCAACGAACGGAUGCCGCCGCGGCGGGAUCAGCCGCCCACGCCCAGCGAGGAUCCGAAUCAGCACAGUCAGCAGGGCGGCAAAAAUGGGGCAGGACAUGGGUAAGCUGUGCCAUCUAGUGCGGCUGCAGGACGAGGAUGCAUAUGCAGAUGCAGAUGCAGAUGCGGCACGGAGGAGUCUGGCGAGGUCUGAAUUGGUCUGAAGGAGGGGCUGAGUGGAGCGGAGCGGAGGCAACACAAAGAACACCAACCGAACGGAACCUUAAUUAAACUUAAUGUGGCAGAGCAACAACUUAAAUACUAAAACCAAUUCUAAUUCUAAGUAAUUGUCAUAACCCCCUGCAUUUCGUAUGUGAUCCCGCACCAGCUCCAUGCCCAUGUCUAUGUCCAUGGCCCAGAGCCUCCAAACCGACGGCACGGAGCAGAGAUUUGUUUUAACGCAGGCGCGCGCACAUUGGAUAUUAGAAUUAUGUGUGGCAUACUUUGGCGCGCCGGCCCCCAAAAAGGAAAAUUCCCUUUCUCGAUAGAAGAAAACCAACCCAUAACGUAACCCAUAACCUAGCUUAAGUUGUAAUGUAUAAACUGAAAUGGGCAAAUUUUAAAAUGGAAAAUGAACAAAACGGAAUGAGCAAAUUGCAACCCCUCCCCCCUGCGAUAAUGCGAUAAUUUAAGAAGAAUAAUAACCCCAGAAUUCCCCAAAAGCAAGAAACAACACUAAUCCAAUUGAAGAGAUAUGGGAAACAAAAUCCAGCGCUAAUCUGUUCCAAACAUUUAGCAGCGCCAAAAAAGAAGCGUACAUAUAUGUAUACAUAUGAUUAUUUAGAAAUAUCGAGGCGCAGUGCCGCGAUGCAACCGAAAGUGUAAUGAAAUUUGAAAUGAGCAAAGGUCAUUUUUUGUAAUAAUCGUAAUCCUUGAACUCUAGAAAUGUAAUCUUGCAUAGAAACAAAAGAAAGAAGCAAACAAUUUCGAAACCAUUUGCAAUAUGUGCCGCAAUAGUCCAUAAAUGUUCCUUAUACGAAUUAAACAUUGAAAGUGAAAUCAGAGUUUAUAUUUUUUUUUUUUAAUAUAUACUUAAAUAUAUGUAUAUGUAUUAUUGUUGCAUAAUCUAA